AUUCUGCCUUUUCCUGCAUCUGUCUCUCUUAAAUGCAGCGGGUCUUGAGUCUCAGCUCACUCUGUUGUCUCACUGGAUUACCCUCAUUGCAAGCAGAAUUCCACAAGGUUGUUCUGUAAAGAAUGAUGCAUGAAAUCCCCCUUCUCCUUGUGUACCUUGCCUUGACAUCAUUCCCUGUGGAGUGUUAUAACGGCCUACUCUGUGAAGAUAUAGAGCAAAGCAACAAUGAUGUUCUGAAGACAGUUCUUGGCAGACUUAGUGUUAUAGGACACAGCUGUAAGGAUAUUCUGGACAAAUACGAUAUCCACGAGGAUGGCCUGUAUUACCUCAUCACGACCAGUGGGGUGGUGUACCAGACCUUCUGUGACAUGACCACAGCAGGCGGUGGCUGGACCCUGGUGGCCAGUGUGCAUGAGAACAACAUCUAUGGGAAGUGCACUGUAGGGGACCGCUGGUCAAGUGAGCAGGGGAACAACCCUAAGCGGCCGGAUGGAGAGGGGAUGUGGAGCAACACGGUGACCUUUGGAACUCCCGAGGGCGCGACCAGUGAUGACUAUAAGAAUCCUGGUUACUAUGACAUUACAGCGAAGGAUGUGUCAGUGUGGCAUGUUCCCAAUACAAGUCUGCUGAAACACUCAAAGGCCGCUGCCAUCCUGCGUUACCACACAGAGACACAUUUUCUCCAACUCCACGGAAGCAAUCUGUAUCAUUUCUUCAAGAUUUUUCCAGUGAGGUACAAUGCAGGAGCAUGUAAGAUCAACAACGGGCCUGCUAUUCCUGUGGUGUAUGAUUUUGGAGAUGCUGAAAAAACCAAAAUGCUUUAUGGGCCUUAUCCAAGACGUGAAUUCGUUCCUGGCUACAUCACCUUCAGAGUGUUUAAUAAUGAGAGGGCAGCCAUGGCCAUCUGUUCUGGAGUCAAACCCACUGGGUGCAACUCUGAUGCAUACUGCAUUGGUGGUGGGGGAUUUUUUCCGGAGGGAAACCCACUCCAGUGUGGUGACUUCACAGCCUUUGCCUGGAGUGGCUAUGGAACUAAUGCAGGCUGGAGUAGCUCAAGGGAGAUGCUUGAAUCCUCGGUGCUGCUCUUCUACCGCUGAUGUUCUCCAAACAGACAGUGUGAUUAGAGUUCAAGUGUGGCACAUAUUUGUUUGUAAUCUUGUAUUUACUAUUUACUGUUUACUCUCACACUUUGACUGAAAGAAAGAAUAAUACGCAAGUGAGUGGUUGGAAUUAAACUAA
Messenger RNA from Sardina pilchardus (European sardine), 1239 nucleotides. RefSeq names its product intelectin-like. The coding region runs from base 123 to 1097 and encodes 324 amino acids. The transcript has 8 exons. Gene Ontology annotation, molecular function: oligosaccharide binding. The record is from RefSeq and is a predicted model, not a curated record. Lineage: Eukaryota; Metazoa; Chordata; Actinopteri; Clupeiformes; Clupeidae.